Messenger RNA from Pelodiscus sinensis (Chinese soft-shelled turtle), 2393 nucleotides. Lineage: Eukaryota; Metazoa; Chordata; Testudines; Trionychidae. The record is from RefSeq and is a predicted model, not a curated record.
CUCAGAUGAACAAGCCUCCCCCUUGGAUUUACUUAACCACACUCUGGAUUCCUUCCCCACUCCAGCAUGAGCUGUACUUACAUGUCAACAGUUGAUUAUCUUGCAGGGCUUAACAAUUUGAGUGAGCAUACCACACCCAGGGCUGCUUUUCCCUUCCAGCUGGCUGUAUUACAAGCAGUCGUUCAGAUCCUGCUUACACAGUGAUCAUGUGUAAUAUUGUGCCUGUUGCUGUGAUGCUCACUUCUCAGAUGUUCCUUGUAACCCGUCACAAAUUCUCAGGGUAGAAAAAGGACAAAUGCUGAUAGGCAGAUUAAGCAAAUAUGGUGAAGCAGCACGUGCCUGUCAGUGACAAACUGGGAGGGAAUCAAUGGUGGUGGUGUCAGGCAGCCGCUCUCUAUGCGGCUAAUGAUCAGGUGUAGAGUGGGCUGAGAAUACUUGCUAACAACAUCUGAAGCUCCUGUUCUAAAUCUAGUCUUUGUCGUGGAAUGAGGACGUGAUCUCUUCCCUGUGCAAAACCAGCAUUGACAGAGGGACAUCAGCAUCUGGAGAAGUUACCUUGGGCUUCAGUGUCCAGGAUUCCCUGCUAUGGGCAGCCGGGAAGCAAAGACCCAGGACACUUUGCAGGUCCAUGGAGGGGAAAAUGGCAGACCAGAAGUUCCCGCUGAAGAGUCGAGAAGGCUUACCAGAGAUCAGCUCUUCACAAUGGCAGCAACAGCUUGUUUGAACUUCAGUUCAAUGAGUUGCUAUUCAAUCUUGGGACCCUUUUUUCCAAGAGAGGCAGAGAAAAAGGGAGCCAGUGAUACAGUUGUUGGACUUGUUUUUGGAUGCUUUGCUGUAUCCUAUUUCUUGACUUCUUUAAUAUUAGGCAAUUAUCUUGUACAAAUUGGAGCCAAAUUCAUUUUUGUGGCGGGGAUGUUUGUCUCAGGAUGCAUUACAAUCCUGUUUGGUAUGUUGGACAAAGCACCUGAUGGACCAAUAUUCAUUGGUUUGUGUUUUCUGGUUAGAGCGAUGGAUGCCAUAGGCUUUGCUGCAGCAAUGACAGCAUCAUUUUCUAUUCUUGCAAAGGCUUUUCCCAAUAAUAUAGCUACAGUAAUGGGAAGUCUUGAAACAUUUACAGGGCUUGGACUGGUGCUGGGUCCACCAAUAGGUGGCUUUUUGUAUCAGUCCUUUGGCUAUGAAGUCCCAUUCAUAGUGCUUGGAUGUUUAGUGCUGCUGCUGGUGCCUCUGAACAUGUACCUCUUACCAAAAUACGAUGCAGUCACUAGCAAGGACUCAUUCUGGACACUCAUUACUCUACCAAAAGUUGUAUUUCUCUGUUUUACUAUAAUUUCAGUAAGUGCUUCUUUUGGCUUCCUGGAUCCCACUAUGUCACUGUUUAUUUUAGAGAAGUUCAAAUUACCAGCUGGUUAUGUGGGUUUAGUAUUUCUAGCAUUGGCUCUUUCCUACUCCCUGUCUUCACCGUUAUUUGGUCUUCUAAGUGAUUCAAUGCCACACCUCAGGAAAUGGUUUUUGGUCUUUGGAGGCUUACUGACAGCACUGUCCUUAUUUCUGUUAGGACCUGCUCCCAUCUUGCACAUUAAAAGCAAACUCUGGAUGUUUGUCCUACUGCUGGUUUUACAUGGUUUUUCCACUGGGAUGAUUUCUGUUUCACUGUUUCCGGAGAUACUCAGUUGUGCUUAUGAGAAUGGAUUCGAGCAGGGGUUAAGUGUGUUAGGACUGGUGUCUGGGCUCCGUGGUGCAAUGUGGUCAGUUGGAGCUUUUAUAGGACCAACAUUAGGUGGAUUCCUAUAUGAGAAGGUGGGGUUUGAAUGGGCUGCAGCCAUACAAGGAGGAUGGUCAUUAUUAAGUGCACUAGCUAUUGGAAUAUUCUAUAUCAGAGAGACCUUACAAAGAAAAAGAUCCAGCCUGCAGACUCCACCAGGCACAAAUGAAGAAAGAGCUCACCUUUUGGCCAAUGAGACAUAGUCAGAAAAAUGUAUAGAUCACUAUCCAUUUUUUGUAGUUAAGUUAGUGAUGAGAAGAGCUGACUUCACAUGCAUGCACGUGGUUGUACGAAAACAUACUGCUGCAUAAUUCGAAAGCUGAGGAGGAGAUCUUCCUAUAAUGCAUAAUGAAUUAUGGUUUAUUUGUGAUUGUAAUACAUUACAUCAUGUCUGUCCUGAAACUUGGAUAUUAAAUAUUGAAUGCUUUCUUUUGGAUGUUCUUGUUGUACAUUGGUUGAACUGUUAAAUAUCAUAUAUCUAACUGCUUAUCUGUGUUCAUUGUACAGUGCCCUGAAGAGCAAUUUUGCCCACUGUGAAAGAAUUUUAUUCAAGGAUGCUCUGCUUUUGUAUCUUCUGGGAACUGUCCUAUAUAGUCUGCCACUACCAUAUUUUUCUACAGGCAGUCCCCGG